CAGUGAGAAUCUCAGUCAUUGUCCGUCUGCAUCACGUGAUUUUGCUCAGUUCAUCUGUAAGAUGAAUCAUCUUCCUAACCUUACACUCUUCGGUCAGUAUCAUGAUGACUUCUACUCAACAGCAUCGUCGAUGGCAUCAACUGCAAAGAUUGAGAUUAUUCAUCACAAUGAGAAUCUCAGUCAACGUCCGUCUGCAUCACGUGAUCUUGCUCAGUUCAUCUGUAAUAUGAAUCAUCUGAAGGACCUCACACUCUCCAGUCAGUAUCAUGAUGACUUCUACUCAACAUCAUUGUUGAUUGCAUUAACUGCAAAGAUUGAGAUUCUUCGUCACAAUGAGAAUCUCAGUCAACGUCCGUCUGCAUCACGUGAUCUUGCUCAGUUCAUCUGUAAGAUGAAUCAUCUGCAGAACCUUACACUCUCCGGUCAGUAUCAUGAUGAAUUCUACUCAACAGCAUCGUCGAUGGCAUCAACUGCAAAGAUUGAGAUUCUUCAUCACAAUGAGAAUCUCAGUCAACGUCCGUCUGCAUCACGUGAUCUUGCUCAGUUCAUCUGUAAGAUGAAUCAUCUGCCUAACCUCACACUCUCCGGUCAGUAUCAUGAUGAAUUCUACUCAACAGCAUCGUCGAUAGCAUCAACUGCAAAGAUUGAGGAUCUUCAACCCAAAGAGAAUCUCAGUCAACGUCCGUCUGCAUCACGUGAUCUCGCUCAGUUCAUCUGUAAGAUGAAUCAUCUGAAGAACCUCAGACUCUCCGGUCAGUAUCAUGAUGUCUUCUACUCAACAUCAUUGUCGAUGGCAUCAACUGCAAAGAUUGGGAUUCUUCAUCACAAUGGGAAUCUCAGUCAAUGUCCGUCUGCAUCACGUGAUUUUGCUCAGUUCAUCUGUAAGAUGAAUCAUCUAAAGAACCUCAGACUCUCCGGUCAGUAUCAUGAUGACUUCUACUCAACAUCAUUGUCGAUGGCAUCAAGUGCAAAGAUCGAGGAUCUUCAACCCAAAGAGAAUCUCAGUCAACGUCCGUCUGCAUCACGUAAUUUUGCUCAGUUCAUCUGUAAGAUGAAUCAUCUAAAGAACCUCAGACUUUCCGGUCAGUAUCAUGAUGACUUCUACUCAACAGCAUCGUCGAUGGCAUCAACUGCAACGAUUGAGAAUAUUCAUCUCAAAGAGAAUCUCAGUAAACGUCCGUCUGCAUCACGUGAUCUUGCUCAGUUCAUCUGUAGGAUGAAUCAUCUGAAGAACCUCACAAUCGACGGUCAGUAUCAUGAUGACUUCUACUCAACAUCAUCGUCGAUGGCAUCAGCUGCAAAGAUUGAGAUUCUUCAUUACAGUGAGAAUCUCAGUCAACGUCCGUCUGCAUCACGUGAUCUUGCUCAGUUCAUCUGUAAGAUGAAUCAUCUGAAGAACCUCAAACUCUACGGUCAGUAUCAUGAUGACUUCUACUCAACAUCAUCGUCGAUGGCAUCAACUGCAAAGGAUGAAUGCAACACGAGUUCAACUGUGACUAAUCUGACCGUUACUGAUAAGGCACUAAGAGAAUGGCAGGAUUGUGGAUCGAUGUUUGACAAUGUGAAGAGGAUCACCAUACAGGUACGGGGCGCGAUCAGAUGUGACGUCAUCCAGAGGAUCCAUCUACCAGCAGUGACAGAAGUCACCAUUCAAACAAAUGAGCGUAGAUUUCUCCCGUCUUCUCUCCCACUGAUCCCUUCUGAUCCCACUUCACUGUCCAAUGCACUUCGCAAGGUCUCAUCUCAGCUUGUCAAUGUCACAUUCACAGAUCUCAACAUCGGUAACGAUCAGACCGAACACAUCAUUCAAGCUUUCAAAUCAACACACGAUCUCAAAAAUCUGAGGAUCCUGGGAUUAAUAAGAUGUGGGACUGAUGAGAGCUUAGAUCCUUCUAGCAUUGAUUCUAAUGAUGAACAUAGGAUACAGGUGGAGAUAGUACAUGGCGAACCAGAGACGUAA
Lytechinus variegatus (green sea urchin) is the source of this 1960-nucleotide messenger RNA. RefSeq lists its product as uncharacterized. NCBI's taxonomy places the organism in Eukaryota, Metazoa, Echinodermata, Echinoidea, Temnopleuroida, Toxopneustidae. The coding region runs from base 62 to 1960 and encodes 632 amino acids. The record is from RefSeq and is a predicted model, not a curated record. The transcript is spliced from 11 exons.